CAACAACAGCUGCAGACACAACAACCACAGCAGCUGAGACUACAACAACAGCGGCUGAGACUACAACAGACACAACAACCACAGCAGCCGAGACUACAACAACAGCUGCAGACA
Messenger RNA from Archocentrus centrarchus (flier cichlid), 114 nucleotides. RefSeq names its product cAMP-dependent protein kinase catalytic subunit-like. The transcript has 2 exons. The annotation marks the transcript as partial. The record is from RefSeq and is a predicted model, not a curated record. NCBI's taxonomy places the organism in Eukaryota, Metazoa, Chordata, Actinopteri, Cichliformes, Cichlidae.